Messenger RNA from Thunnus maccoyii (southern bluefin tuna), 6416 nucleotides. It is a transcript of the gene adgrl1a, whose product is annotated as adhesion G protein-coupled receptor L1a. Gene Ontology annotation, cellular component: postsynaptic density; presynaptic membrane; axon. The transcript is spliced from 25 exons. Bases 246 to 4823 code for a protein of 1525 amino acids. Gene Ontology annotation, molecular function: G protein-coupled receptor activity; carbohydrate binding; latrotoxin receptor activity. NCBI's taxonomy places the organism in Eukaryota, Metazoa, Chordata, Actinopteri, Scombriformes, Scombridae. The record is from RefSeq and is a predicted model, not a curated record. Gene Ontology annotation, biological process: cell surface receptor signaling pathway; heterophilic cell-cell adhesion; adenylate cyclase-activating G protein-coupled receptor signaling pathway.
GCUGGCUAGUUGGACCACAGAGCACACUAUCUGGCCAUAACUACGUGAGUGUCAAUGGACUGGAUGAUGGGGCAUGAGGAGGUGAACUGUGCUGCUGACCGGGAUGCUGGGUCACUGAAACCAGGCUGUUGAUCACCCUCAGGGAGGGUGUAAGUUGAGGAAGUGCCGUCCCACUCACCUGUGCCUGCUGACCGCCUCUACACUUUAGCCCCGCCCCUCGCCCUGGCCCCCGGUCAGCCUCCAACAUGGCUGUUGCAGUCUGGAUCGUCUUCACCUGUGCAGUGGCUUUCAGUAACAUUACUCCAUCCUCGCAAGCUCUUAGUCGGUCAAUGAUGCCCUUCGGCUUGAUGCGUCGAGAGCUGGCGUGCGAAGGCUACCCGAUCGAGCUGCGCUGCCCUGGAAGUGAUGUCAUCAUGAUUGAGACGGCCAACUACGGCCGCACUGAUGACAAGAUCUGCGAUGCGGACCCCUUCCAGAUGGAGAAUGUGCAGUGCUACCUGCCUGACGCCUUCAAGAUAAUGUCACAGAGGUGUAAUAACCGCACCCAGUGUGUGGUGGUGGCGGGGUCGGAUGUGUUCCCAGACCCCUGCCCAGGGACUUAUAAGUACCUGGAGAUCCAGUACGAGUGUGUUCCCUACAUCUUUGUGUGUCCGGGGACGCUACUGCGGGUGCAGGCGGCCAGCUCUCUGCAGGAGGCGGAGCACCAGGCGGGGGCAUGGUGUAAGGACCCGCUGCAGUCUGGGGACCGUCUGUACGUUAUGCCCUGGACCCCCUAUCGCACCGACAUGCUGUACGAGUAUGCCUCCUGGGAAGACUUCAAACAGAACCGCGCCACCACCACCUACAAGUUGCCCAACAGAGUUGAUGGCACGGGCUUUGUGGUGUAUGAUGGUGCAGUAUUUUACAACAAAGAACGUACACGAAACAUAGUCAAAUACGACCUAAGGACGCGCAUCAAAAGCGGUGAGGCCAUUAUCACAAAUGCCAACUACCACGACACCUCACCCUACCGUUGGGGAGGGAAAUCGGACAUUGACCUGGCUGUGGAUGAGAACGGCCUCUGGGUGAUCUAUGCCACUGAGGCCAACAACGGACGACUCGUGGUCAGCCAGGUGAACCCUUACACCCUGCGCUUUGAAGGCACCUGGGAGACCAGCUUUGACAAGAGGAUGGCAUCCAAUGCCUUUAUGGCAUGUGGUGUGCUUUACGCAGUGCGGUCCGUCUACCAGGAUGAUGACAGCGAAGCAGGUGGCGACCUGGUGAUGUAUGCCUACAAUACCAACCAUGCCCGUGAGGAGCCUGUCAACAUCCCUUUCCCAAAUCCCUACCAGUAUAUUUCCUCUGUGGACUACAACCCUCGAGACAACCAGCUCUAUGUCUGGAACAACUAUAACGUGCUGCGCUACCCUCUGGAGUUUGGACCACCAGAUCCAACCACAGGUCCUCUGACCACUACUCAAGUGACCACCACUCUUCCAGCCAGGCCGUUCACCUCCAGUACCAGCCCCUCUACCGCCCGCCCUCUGGCCCCUACAUCACGCCCAAUCGGCUCCAUCAACAAGCACCCUGAUCUUCGGCCAAUUACAGCCACUGUGCCUGUCACCCGCCGGCCACCCCGCCCUCCUCAAGGCCCAGAGCCGCAUGUCUGUGAGGCCAAGCUGGUUCGAGGUGUCCAGUGGCCUACCACACAGAGAGGAGAAACAGUAGACCGUCCGUGUCCCAAAGGAUCUCUCGGCAUCGCUUCGUUCCAGUGUUUGGCUGAGCAGGUCAUGUGGAACCCGCGGGGUCCUGACCUGAGUAACUGCACCUCCCCGUGGGUCAACCAGGUGGCCCAGAAGAUAAAGAGUGGUGAGAAUGCUGCCAACAUAGCUGGUGAGCUGGUGAACCACACACGAGGUCGGAUCCAGGCUGGAGAUGUCAGCUCCUCCGUGCGACUGAUAGAGCAACUGCUGGACAUACUGGAUGCCCAGCUUCAGGCCCUGAGGCCCGGAAACAAGGAGUCAGCUGCACGGAACUACAACAAGCUCCAGAAGCGAGAGCGGACCUGUCGGGCCUACAUCCAGGCGGUGGUGCAGACAGUGGAUAAUUUGCUACGUCCUGAGGCUCUGGAGUCGUGGCAGGACAUGAACAGCACAGAGCAGGCUCACACUGCUACCAUGCUACUGGACGUACUGGAGAAAGGAGCUUUCCUUCUGGCCAACAACAUGUAUGGGAAUCGCUUUUCUGACCGAGCGCCCAGCAUUGAUCUCGAGGUGCAUGUUCUAAACACAGAGAUGGACCUGCAGGACUUGUCCUUCCCACAGAACUACGCCAGCGACAGCACCAUUCAACUUUCAGCCUCCACUAUCAAGCAGUACAGUCGCAACGGACAAGUCAAGGUGGUGUUCAUUCUGUAUAAAAACUUGGGAUCCUUCCUGUCCACUGAGAAUGCCACAGUGAAGAUGGAAGUGGAGGCUGGGUCAAGCCAUGACCGGAAACGCCUGGCGGUUAAUUCCCAUGUAAUCGCUGCCUCCAUCAAUAAAGAGUCCAGCAGAGUGUUUCUCACCGAGCCGGUGGUCUUCACACUCAAACAUCUACAGUUGGAGAAUUAUUACACUCCAAAUUGCUCCUUCUGGAAUUACUCCGAACGCUCCAUGACAGGCCAGUGGUCCUCGCAGGGCUGCAGGCUGCUGGACACCAACAAUACGCACACCACCUGCUCCUGCAGCCACCUCACUAACUUCGCCGUGCUCAUGGCUCACCACGAACCCGAUUACCAGGGGCGAAUGCACGAACUGAUCCUAUUUGUGAUCACCUGGGUGGGGAUAGUCAUCUCGCUAGUGUGUCUAGCCAUCUGUAUCUCCACUUUCUGCUUCCUGCGGGGCCUGCAGACCGACCGCAACACCAUCCACAAGAACCUCUGCAUCAACCUCUUCAUUGCCGAGCUGCUCUUCCUCAUCGGCAUUGACAAGACAGAUUACCAUAUUGCCUGUCCCAUCUUUGCUGGCCUUCUGCAUUUCUUCUUCUUGGCUGCCUUCUCCUGGAUGUGUCUGGAGGGUGUGCAACUCUAUCUCAUGCUGGUGGAGGUCUUUGAGAGCGAGUACUCCCGCAAAAAGUACUACUAUCUGUGCGGCUACUGCUUCCCCGCACUGGUGGUGGGCAUCUCCGCGGCCAUAGACUACAGGAGCUAUGGGACCAAGAAAGCAUGCUGGCUGCGAGUGGAUAACUACUUCAUCUGGAGCUUCAUUGGACCCGUUUCAUUUGUUAUUAUGCUCAACCUCAUUUUCCUCAUGAUCACUUUACACAAGAUGAUACGCAACUCUUCAGCACUCAAACCUGACUCCAGCCGCCUGGAUAACAUUAAGUCAUGGGCUCUGGGGGCCAUUGCCCUGCUGUUCCUGCUGGGGCUGACGUGGGCCUUUGGUCUCCUCUUUAUCAAUGAAAACACAGUAAUUAUGGCCUACCUUUUCACCACCUUCAAUGCCUUCCAGGGCAUGUUCAUCUUCAUCUUCCACUGUGCCCUACAGAAGAAGGUCCAUAAGGAGUACAGUAAGUGUCUGCGUCACUCCUACUGCUGCAGCCGCACCUCCACCACCAGCUCCCACGGCUCCCUGAAGAACUCGGGUCUGCGUGCCAACAACCGCUACUACAGUGGCAGCCAAGCUCGCCACGCAGCGGCCCACAGACAGAGUCGGAUCCGCAGGAUGUGGAACGACACGGUUCGGAAGCAGACGGAAUCUUCUUUCAUGGCGGGAGAUAUCAACAGCACCCCGACACUCAACCGUGCAACCAUGGGCAACCAUCUCCUGACGAACCCGGUGUUACAGACUCGCACUGGUACCUCUCCUUACAACACUCUGCUGGCUGAGAGCUUCACCCCGCCCUCACCUGGUGUCUUCAACUCUACUGGAACCUUCCGUGACCCAAAGAGCACGUUAUCUAAAGUCCGCGACCCCUGUGGGAUGGAAACCCUGCCGCUGAACGGUAACUUCAACAACAGCUACUCCCUGCGCAGUGGCCCAGGGGGUGGAGGCGGGGGCAGCUGUGAUUUCCUAGGUGGCGGGGGUGAAGACAGUCCCCCGCCCCUCCUCAAUCCCCGUGGCUCAGAGGCCCUGGUAGGCGGUGGCAUCCGACGAAACCUCUCUGAUGCUGCAGCUUUUGAAAAGAUGAUCAUCUCUGAGCUUGUGCACAACAACCUUAGAGGUGGUGUUGGAGGAGGAAGUGGAGGAGGUGAUGUAGGGGACAGGGUGUGUGGCAGCCUGGCCAGGGGACGUCCUCACGUUGGAGUUGGAGGGGGCACAACGGGGACUGGGCCAGAGCCGUCAAUAAGCAUGGAUGAAGAAGAGGACUUUCUGAGAGACGGGCGGCAGCGCACCCCGCAGGAUGUGGAGCUGCUUUAUAAAGCUCUAGAGGAGCCCCUGCUAUUGCAACGUGCCCAGUCAGUCCUCUACCAGAGCGAUCCAGAGGAGUCAGAGAGCUAUACGGCUGACCUCACCGAGAGCCUGGGCCACAGCGGCCACAGUGGCCAGAGUGCUGGCGGGCAGGGAGGCAACAGAGCGCCUGACUCCCCGGCCCGUGACUCCCUGUACACCAGCAUCACCAACCUGCGAGACUCACCCUACCCCGACAGCAGUCCUGAGCCCCUGGAGGUGGUGCCCCGUUCGGCCCAGCCCCCUGAGGAGCUGUACUACAGCUCCGGAAGGCCUGCCCUGGGCUCUCGUGGGGCCCCCAUGCAGACCUUCUACCAGGCCCCACCCCGGAGACCGAGUGGGGAGGGACACCAGGCUCAGGAGCCUGCCCACAACGAGGGAGACGGACAAAUGCAACUGGUCACCAGCCUGUGACUGGAGCCUGAAGGAAGAAGUUGGGGACUAAUGUGAUGGCCAUUGUCGCCUCCUAGCCCAUCUCGUUCUCACGUCUCUCCACUUUCUGCUUGUUUGGUUGCCUUUCUUUCUCUUGACUUUUAUUUAACUAACAGAUGAGCAAACAGAGUGACCUUCAGGGGGAGUUGUGGCUGACUCUGCAGAAGCAGCCUUUAUCUUUGACCUUCCCCCAUGUUAUGGAGAUGAGUGAUGGGGGUUUUCCUGCAGAGCAUUCAUCCACUUUCUCCAACCUGAGUCCUCCCCAGUUCCUUUGGUACUUUAAGGCCAAGUCCAGCACUCUGAAUGUACCGAUCCACCCCCUUUACCUUCAGAUAUUUCAAAACUUUUAAACUUUGUUAAAGUUUUUUAUGUAAUUUCUCUUCAGACCUGCCUCCGGAGAUGGGAAUAUCAUUUUAUAUUUUAUCUCAUUUCUCUUUCGUACCAUCCAUAGGUCUUUUUUGAGUCAUCAUUUGAUAGGAGUACUUAGCUGUGGAGACAGGGAAUAUAGUACACUAUUAUAACCUAAAAAAUGUCUCAAAGAAAGCUCUUCAUUGUUGCCAAAAAUAUCUUUUAUUGAGCCAGAACAGAAACUAGAACAUUCACAAGGCAAACACGCACUCACACACACGUACACACACAUGCAUACACUCACUUAUCCAGAAGUGCUCAUUACUGAACAUCAAAAGUGAAAACAGUACUCCAUCUAAGUAAAAGGGAGCGAGAGCUUUUGUUCCAAGCAGGCAGUGGAAGCUGAUUAAGUGUAGUUGCCUUCAUUUUCUCUUGCUGUGAAUCGACGACUAUGUACAGAAGUGGAGUAGAGGCGGAGGCGCUGCAUCACCCCUCCAGAGCAGGAGAACCUUCACCCAUAUGACUGGCCAAUCCUCUCCACUGUUCUCUCUGGUUGUUUGCUUUAGGCAUUUGAAAAGUUAAAUGACUGCCUUGCUAUUAUUUUGGAGAGAGUAUUCAUUUUGUUGACUUUGGAUCUGCAUCCUCUGGGGGCUGCGAGUGUGGACCGCUGUCGCUCCCUCCCCCCCUGUACUUUGCUGUUAGAGCCUAGCCAGAUGAAGUGGACUUGUUUCCUGUGUGUGGUUGUGACAAGCAAGACUGUAAAUGUCGCAAACGCACUGGUCGACCAUUUGGUAUAACUGUGUACAUAGGAACCACACAUGAAUCUACUUUAUUCCUACUAUGUAAAUAGAGACACCAGAUGAUCAAAAGCAACAAAAAGUAACAAAUACUAUGAGAAAUGACUUCUUGUACUGCAACAAACCAACAAAAGAAAAAAAUAAAAUGUUUUGGAGUUUGUGACCUGAAUGAUACACUCUAUCUCUCUCCCCUGUUGCUUGAUCUCUCGCUCUCUCGCUCUUCUGUGCCCCAGCACUGUGCCAUUCAGUGAAAUCCAAUGGAGAGAGAGAGACAGAGAGAGAGAGAGAGAGUGAGAGAAUUUAUGAUGUGUAGUAGAUUUUAUUUAUACAAAUUAAAAAUGGAACUAAAAAAUCCUGGCACAAUUUUUAUGUAAUAUAAUUCAUUACAUGUUGUUAAUAUUUGACCUUUGACAUUCCCGGGGUGGAAUUG